UAUAAUCUGUGGGUUAUCUGUGGUUUUAUGACAUGAUACAUUUGAAAUCGAAGUACAGAAAUGUAUAAAUUUUUUUGAAAAUGAUAGAGUUUUAUGGAUUUUUUGAAGACGACAACGAUUUAUCAAAGACAAGUUUUUCAGUGUUCGUAGCUAUUUUAUACAUCAAAGUUCUGUAUAUCCUUAUCAUGACAUUAUAUGUCCUCUCCAGAUACAAUGAAAUCGUAUCGUAAUUUUGGCUAACAUGUUUACUACAUUACAUCCAAGUGAAUUGGGGAAAUCCUGGAUACUAGGAAGAAACGCAGAAAGAGUUUUAAUUGGAAAGGAUAAUACACUACCUUUGACAAAUUAUCAUCUUAUUGCAAUUGAUUUUUUGUAUGAGAAUUUUGUGAAAAAAUUUAAGGGCUCAAUUAUAAAUACUGAGGAUGGAUUGGACAUACAGUUCCAAAUAUCACUAUUCAUGAAAGCAAUACGAAAAUUACAUAGAGAUAAGUAUAUCGUUUUGGUAUUGACUCCUGACCAUCUUUUAAUAAAAUGGCAUUAUCAUUUAACGCUUGAUGGAGAGUUUACAGUAAAAGUUAUCAGUAAAAAUGAUGAUGCCAGGGCCUUAAUGGAGUCAAACAAGAUAGCCAUUUUAUUGCCUUUCUCUAACAUCAGAGCAGCCAAGUCCCUAUUAGAUUAUGAUUACUCGAUAGUAGUUGUAGAUCACCUUGAUGAGGUAGCGAAGAAGUUGAUUUUAAGGAACAUUUUUGGUGGAUUCAACAUAGGUUUAACAGAGCAGAACUUCUAUCUAAAACCUGACCAAAAGUUACAGUGGUCCAUGUUGAACUGGGCGAAUCCAGGCUGUGUUGGAAAAUUGGCUGAUUUCUAUGAUAUCGAUAACGAUAAUUUUGCCAACUUUCGAAACAACUAUAGAUUCUGGUGGCUAAGAUUAACUUGGUGUUCUUGUGAUUCUUUUGAAAGAAAAACUGAUGAUGAAAUAGAGAAUUAUAACAAAUUAUUGGCAAAUUGGGCAUCUUCUAAAAAGCUGCUUGUAUAUCAAAACCAGGAUAAGAAAAACAUUAAAAGGUGUAAGGCUUCAGAGGAUGAUAAAAAGACUGACGAAAAUGACGCUGACAACCAAAGAAAGGCAAAAGGAACUGAAAAAUCCAGACUCAAAAAGAUCAAUAUAUCAGAGAAUAGUAUUGAUUGUGCUUUCAGAAGGAAGAGCGUGAAGGGAAAUAAUCUGGAUAUUUUACUGCAUACAACAACACUGGAGAAAGAAAAUGAGGCUAGUCAACCUGGAUCAGGUAACAUUUAUUCCAACGAGCAUGCAAGGAUUGAAAACAAGUCAGAUAUUUCUUGUAGCCAAAGUUCGCAAAAAUUUUCGACUUUUGUUAGUGAAAAUCAGAGAUCAGAAUAUGUUGAAAGAAAUCAACCUAAAUGCACAGAUCAUUUACAAGACAUAGAAAGUAUUCAAAAAAUAAAAAGUGAAUCAGUUUGCAUGUAUAAGGAGCCAAUUUUGAGUUUUUUAAUGGAUAUUGAUGAAACAGAACAAAAUUCAAACACUCAUAAUGUUAGCACAGAACACUGUGAACGAGAAAUAAGUUUGGACGAGCAUAAUGAUGAUGACCAUAGGUUUUUUAGAUCUAUCAUCAAUGAUACUGGUUCAGAAACCACAUCUGUGGUACAACAGGAUAGUGAUUUAUUUUAUAAGAAGGAGGAAAUUUUAUCGCAGAUUUAUGACACUGAUGUGAAAACGUUAGAUAAUGGAAAUGAUUUUUUUUCAAAUUUUAUUGAUUCCUGAGAAUUUUUCUUUAUAAAAUGUGAGAGCCAUUCGGAUAUUUUUAAAGCAUUUUUGCGCCCCAAAAUUAGAUCGGCACACAUUGUGAUUUCAAAGAGAUUUGGUAAUAUUUUCCAAGACAGAAUUAUAUUUUUAUUCGAUGAAUAAAACGGCAUCAUGGAAGAGACCUUUGAGGAGCAAAGCUCGUUGGUGUAGCGGUAGAAGAGAGCUAGAUCGCCGACGGCCCGCUGGUGCGAAAGGGUCCCGAAACUGUCUGUUAGAAAAGGGUCAUCGAUCAGUCGGACAGCUCUCCUCUGGAUAGCAUCGAGCAUACAUAAUAAUGUUGUCCGCGACAGCACCUCAAACGUGUGAGCAAUACUCGCGGCUAGGCCUUAUCUGGGCCUUGUAUAGACUGAGAAGGUCAUGCGGAGAAAAGUACUUCAGGCCCUAAAUAAAUAUCCUAGCUUUUUCCUAGCAGCUGCCGCUAUUGACGAGAUGUGUUCGAGCCAAAUCAUGUCCUCGGUGAUCUGGACUCCGACCAGCCGAAAUGAACGGCUGUUUGGCAGAACUCGGCUAUCCAUCGAAACGGGGUGAGCGCUAGGACGCUUUUUAUUCGUCAAGGUACAGUACUGUGUUUUGGAAGCAUUAAACUGUACAAGAUUGUUGAGUCCCCAAGCAGUUAUAACCUCCAGGUUUCUCGUCAGAGAGGAUGUCGUCACUAGUCUUCUUUUUUCCAGCUCUUGUGAGUGGAUCAUUAACGAUCCUCCACUGCGACGCUCUGUCUACUUGGCAUUGACGGAUCUGUCAGAAUUAUGUGUCCUUUGCCGAUAUGGGGAAUUUUGAAAUAUUACUAGAUAAUCAGCUGUCAUUCUACCGUAAGGGGCACUCUUGAAAAAGGUUAUAGGUUUUUCGGAAGUUUGAGGGCUGAAGAUUUGCAAAAGAAUAUGCAGCGAGCUUUUAUUGGAAAAUAAAUUCUCACUUCCCAAGUUAAGAGAAAAAAUAAUCCGGACAGUAUCUUCGCAUUUUAAUGAAUCUGCAUGUUUUUUGGGCAAAAUUUGCAUCAACAUUUUUUCAAGACACUCUGAAAAUUAUUUUUCUCUUUCCAAUGAAAGUGUGUUUUAAGUUUUUUGGGGUGAUUUAGAACUACGUAGAACCCUGAUUAUCCGAAAUAAUGUGGACCCAAGUGCUUUCUGAUAAUCGAAAUUUUGGAUAAAAUGGAAUUAAACAUUUAGGUUCGUAAUGCUUUUAUUGAAAAAAGUAAAUGCGUGUGUUAAUUGAGUAUAUACCCAUGUUAGGUUACGUAAAAUAUAAACAUAUGAAUACAAAUAUCCUAUACAAAUUUACGAGUAUUUAGUAACAAAGUGAGUAAUUUUUAACUGUACACGUUUUGCAUUGUUCCUAUUUUUGGCAGCAAAUCGCCUCUAUCUGAGCGUCUGAUUGCCUCAAGUUUCUGUUCUAUGGUAAUAACAACGCGUUUACGUUUAUUUCUAAGCUGCUCCAUCUUAGCGAUUAUGAACCUGACUGAAACAAACAUACACGCACACAUACCACUGAAUUCCGCAAACGAGCUUGGGGAAUCAGAACUUCGGUUAAAACGGAGAAAUUAUUGUAUGCGAUCCGUUUCGGAUAAAACGGAUUUCAGAUAAUCGGGGUUCUACUGUAUAUUCUAAACUAGAUAGUUUUCGAGGUAUCAGAGACACGAAAUUUGACACAACUUUAUGAAAUAACGAAAAUUUCAGUGUUGCCAAUGUUUCUAAAUUUAGUAUUCUUCAAACAUCCAUUAAUAAAAUCUCAAAGCAUUUCCGGACGAAUUAUUAUUGUAAACCUUUGUGUUUUUAUUGUUAACUGAUCACGCGCUCAAUGUUGUGCCUCUGAUAUCUCGAAAACUAUCGCUGGAGCACUUUUUUGUUCAGAAUCAAUAUAUUUGAAAUUUGUUAGAAAAUAUUGUUUAGAAAAGUUUUCACGCAAAUUUGGGCCUGGCAACAUGCAGAUUCAUUAAAAGGGGCCCUUUUUGAAUGAGGUUAUGCAAAAAAUCCGAAACGGAAUAUUUUCCCAUCAUAUGCGAAGAUAUUUCCCGGACUAUAUUGAUUGACAGAAACGUCCGAUCCUACACGCUCAUUGGAUCUUAACAUCAAGAAAUAAAUGUCCCUUAUAAUUUCAGGGUGCAUUCAAAAACUGAUUCGAGUAUUCAACUUUUUUAGAACUGUUAAUCCUUAAUGAGUCUAAAAGUUUUAAAUCUACAAUAGUCUCUUAUGGUGUCACCGUUUCUUAAAAAAAUAAUGGUGGUGUUCCGCCGGAUUUUAUAUACUCACUAAUUUUGGGUUAAUUUUAUUUGUGGAAGUAUUUGAGAUGAUUAUUUUUUGUAACUAUAUGUAUUGUAUGUAGACACUUCACAUGUGUAACCUUGGAAAAUUCUAAGUGAUAAUCAUUCUGUGCAUGUUUUAUUUCGAAUAUUGUUCUUCUAUGAGAAUUACGUUUUGGCUUAUAUUGAAAAUGAAAUCAUGAAGUGUAUUAAUUGUGUAAUCGAUAUUUAUAAAUAUUGUAUCGAUUUUUUUAAUCCAGCCUCUUCAAUCGCGAAAGAUUGGAUGUUUAGUAUUGUAUACUAAAACUUAGUUCUUAUACAAAAACAAGUGUUUUCUUGGUACAAUAUCAACAAGUAUCAAAGAUUGCGACCAGACAGUUAACAAAGAUGGAUGAACCUAUUAUUCUGUGCCUGUUAUAGGGGCGACUAUUUUAUCCACAUAAGAUGUUGAUUUACUUCUACUGUAAUUGUAAAUAUUUUAAAAUGAUUUUCAACUGGUAAUUGUAUUGUAGUACUAUUAUUAUUUUAAUACAUUUAUAUUUUAUCAAUAAACAUUGUUAUCUUUAGGAUUUUUUCUCUUUGUGCUUGGAGAAAUUAUUAAGAUAUAUUAUUGAAUAGGCGUAGGUAUGCAGACGAAAAUUAAAUAUGACAAUUUUAAUUUUUUUAGUGCGAUUUUACUGUCCAAAGUCUAAUUUAUCACUUUUACACUAAUUCACAACACGUGUACUAAUUUAUGAAAUUUAUAACCUUGUUGACGACUACGGCAUUCCACGUUUUUUGACUGUCUCGACUGUGGCUAAUUGCUUCCGCCAUCUGGUCGGAUAUUUGUCUGGUGAAUUGACGAUUCCCAAAGCUGAAGAGCAGCCAGUACAAAACGAGAUCACAAGUGUCCAUCAGCUAGUUCUAAGUUUACAUCUUGUAGAAAAACCUUCGUUAUAUCAAAAAACCGCCAUUAUGUCACUUUUCAAGAUAGAAAAUACCCGCUGAGCAGGGUAAUUACGUGAAAAAAUGUCAAAAAACGAGAAAAUGUCAACUUAAUGACUAGAUACCUGCUAGUAUCUACAUCUAUGGAGGAAUUACUCAACGGCAUGCCAGCGUGCUUUGUAGGUUGCAGAAUUCCGUGAUAGGUUGUAGAGUAUGUAUCUCUGAGAUGCUAUGAAAGAAAAUUAGUUGAGUAGCAAAAUCGCAUCUGGAUGAUUUUGUGGUGAUUGUUUAUAUUAGUCUGCAUGUCGUCGAUGAAACCAGAAAAAUGUGUAUCUCCUCUAACACUGAUUUUACAGGAGACCAAUAAAACAUUGUGUUUCUGAACCGGUUAUUAAAAAUUAGUUAUUAUUGUGUUUGUUGUUGGCGAUUAGACAUAACAUGUAUAUAAAAUACAUAGUUUUUUAUUUUUUUUGUGCGUUGACAUUUUUCUUGGAGAUUCACAUAUUUCUAUUUAAUGAAUGACACAAAAUAGUAGAUACACAAGUUGCGUGACAUUAACACAUGGUGAACAGAU
Acanthoscelides obtectus is the source of this 5559-nucleotide messenger RNA. Lineage: Eukaryota; Metazoa; Arthropoda; Insecta; Coleoptera; Chrysomelidae. The record is from the annotation of a GenBank genome assembly.